UCCAGGCCCCACUGUGAGAGAGCAGAGGGAAAGGGAGGCACGUUGCUCAUGGGUUAACCUGCUCCUCGUUUUUGCACAGGCAGCAGCAGCGUGCAUGUUGCACAGCUGUGGGUCCCUCUGUGUGUGUGUGCGCGCGCGCGUGUGUGUCUACAGGUAGCAGCAGCAUCGGGGAGAGAGAAAGCGACUCAGCUGCAGCAGCUGCACUGGCUCGGAUUUGGGAGGCGAUUGCUCACUUUGCUGACGGAUGUAUAGCUAGGAAAGAUUUAUCCAGCCAUCCCGUUUGUGCUCUUUUCAUGCAUUUUUCCAGUGUGGCGUUUUUGCUUCUAAAUCUCCCUGGGAAUUUUCUAUUUUGCAUCAGUUUUUUGCAUUCCUGCUAGGAAAUCCGUGGAUACGUCUUGCUUGCCAAGUUUGUAGUGACACCUCUCUGAUCCCCCUCCCCCCUUUUUGGAUAUAUUAUAGUACCCGUUUGUAUAUAGACAUAUAUAUGUUUUUGCCUCUUUCAAGAAAAUUGGAGUUCUUUGGGGAGCGAAUGGAUACUGAAGAGGACAGUCAUAACAUUCUUCUUUUGAGCCUAUAAAAGAGGCGCAUGAAGAAAUUGCUUAAAUUCAGCCAUCAAUUUAGCUCGAAGUACUUAUGGUUGCAGAUCAGGUGCAAACGAGCAGUAGUGAUAAGGGGGAUGGAGGAAUUGGGGGCAGAGCAGUGAUCCAGUGAGGUGGUUUUGUUGUCAGGGGACAAUACUGAUAACCCCAAACCCAAGGACAAGAAUGGAUGAGGAUAUAGACCUGCAGCUAAUUGGAUUUGAUUUAUAAGAGGGGAAUCUGCAGUAGAUGGCCGCUCUCUGCAUAUUGCCACUAUGGAAAACAGAAUUGUCAGUAGGAUGUAGGCUGCUAAAUAGUGCUGUGUGAAGAUGCUGCUGUGAAAUCAAUGGAAGAUACUUGUCGUGUGAAAAGCCUUUUGAGAUUUUUCUGACAGGCUCAUAUUUAGGAAACUUGAUCCAUUUCCUGCGGUUGCCCUGUUUUUACACAAGUGGAUACAAAUAAGAUUGCUUCAUUGUAGCGAUACAACUAAUGUGGGACCAUGGCCCUUCCAAGAUCCCUGUGGCUGAACUGUGUAUGGAGAGCGAUCAUGGUCCGUUUAUUACACAUGGGAUUGGAUGCCACUUUUGUUCUUUGUAUACUUGGAUUUUUGCUUCAUGCUGCAGCUGUGUCCUCACAAAAAUUGGAUGAUAUUGACCCACUCGUGACCACCAACUUUGGCAAGAUAAGAGGGAUUAAGAAGGAACUUAAUAAUGAAAUUUUGGGGCCUGUUAUUCAGUUUCUUGGGGUUCCGUAUGCUGCCCCACCAGUAGGAGAGCAUCGCUUUCAACCUCCUGAACCUCCAUCUCCCUGGUCAGAUAUCAAAAAUGCUACUCAGUUUGCUCCAGUGUGUCCGCAGAACAUUAUAGAAGGCAGAUUGCCUGAAGUCAUGCUUCCUGUGUGGUUUACUAAUAACUUGGAUGUAGUUUCUACCUAUGUACAAGAUCAGAAUGAAGACUGCCUCUAUUUAAAUAUAUAUGUCCCAACUGAGGAUGUCAAAAGAAUAUCCAAGGAAUGUGCCAGAAAACCCGGCAAGAAAAUUUGUAGAAAAGGAGGUCCCCUUACAAAGAAACAGACAGAUGAUUUAGGUGAUAAUGACGGUGCUGAAGAUGAAGACAUUCGGGACAGUGGGGGACCUAAGCCAGUGAUGGUGUAUAUUCAUGGAGGGUCCUACAUGGAAGGCACUGGAAAUUUAUAUGAUGGCAGUGUUCUGGCAAGUUAUGGCAAUGUGAUAGUCAUCACAGUCAACUAUCGCCUUGGGGUACUUGGUUUCUUGAGUACUGGGGAUCAAGCAGCAAAAGGAAACUAUGGCCUCCUUGAUCUAAUCCAGGCUUUGCGAUGGACUAGUGAAAAUAUUGGGUUCUUUGGUGGUGACCCAUUAAGAAUAACUGUUUUUGGAUCCGGUGCAGGCGGCUCAUGUGUCAAUCUGUUGACUUUAUCCCAUUAUUCUGAAGGUAACCGUUGGAGCAAUUCAACCAAAGGACUUUUUCAAAGAGCAAUAGCUCAAAGUGGAACAGCUCUCUCCAGCUGGGCAGUUAGUUUCCAACCUGCAAAAUAUGCCAGGAUGUUGGCUACAAAAGUUGGUUGCAACAUGUCAGACACUGUAGAAUUGGUAGAGUGUCUACAGAAGAAGCCUUAUAGAGAACUUGUGGACCAGGACAUUCAACCAGCCCGAUAUCACAUAGCCUUUGGACCAGUAAUUGAUGGUGACGUGAUACCAGAUGAUCCUCAGAUAUUGAUGGAACAAGGAGAAUUCCUGAACUAUGACAUAAUGUUGGGAGUUAACCAAGGGGAAGGUUUAAAAUUUGUUGAAAAUAUAGUUGAUAGUGAAGAUGGCAUAUCAGCUAGUGAUUUUGACUUUGCUGUUUCCAAUUUUGUCGAUAACUUAUAUGGAUACCCUGAAGGCAAAGAUAUAUUGAGAGAAACUAUUAAAUUUAUGUAUACUGACUGGGCAGACCGACACAAUCCGGAGACCAGAAGGAAAACACUGCUAGCUUUAUUUACUGAUCACCAGUGGGUUGCACCAGCAGUGGCUACAGCAGAUCUUCACUCGAAUUUUGGAUCACCUACAUAUUUCUAUGCCUUCUACCAUCAUUGCCAAACAGAUCAGGUACCUGCUUGGGCAGAUGCAGCCCAUGGGGAUGAGGUUCCUUAUGUACUGGGAAUCCCUAUGAUUGGUCCUACUGAAUUAUUUCCCUGUAAUUUCUCCAAAAAUGAUGUCAUGCUAAGCGCAGUGGUGAUGACAUACUGGACGAACUUUGCAAAAACUGGUGACCCAAAUCAACCAGUCCCACAAGAUACAAAAUUCAUUCAUACUAAACCCAAUCGUUUUGAGGAAGUAGCAUGGACCAGAUACUCUCAAAAAGACCAACUGUAUCUUCACAUUGGAUUAAAACCACGAGUGAAGGAACAUUACAGGGCCAAUAAAGUGAACCUGUGGCUGGAACUGGUACCUCAUCUGCACAAUCUUAAUGACAUUUCACAGUAUACCUCGACCACAACUAAAGUGCCAUCAACUGAUAUUACUUUCAGACCAACAAGGAAAAAUUCUAUACCUGUUACUUCAGCCUUUCCUACAGCCAAACAAGAUGAUCCCAAACAACAACCAAGUCCAUUUUCAGUGGAUCAAAGGGACUAUUCCACAGAGUUGAGCGUUACUAUUGCAGUUGGAGCAUCGUUGCUAUUCCUAAACAUUCUGGCCUUUGCAGCAUUGUACUACAAAAAGGACAAGAGGAGACAUGAUGUUCAUAGGAGAUGUAGCCCACAGCGUACUACUACCAAUGAUCUUGCCCAUGCACAAGAAGAGGAGAUAAUGUCCCUCCAAAUGAAGCACACUGACUUGGAUCAUGAAUGUGAGUCCAUCCAUCCACAUGAGGUGGUUCUUCGGACCGCCUGUCCCCCAGACUACACAUUAGCUAUGAGAAGGUCUCCUGAUGAUAUUCCCUUAAUGACACCCAACACCAUUACAAUGAUUCCCAACACUAUACCAGGGAUUCAGCCCCUACACACAUUCAAUACCUUUACUGGAGGACAGAAUAAUACUCUGCCCCACCCCCAUCCCCAUCCCCACCCUCAUUCACAUUCAACAACCAGGGUAUAGCCAGACAAGAUGAAACAAACUUUAUUUUUUUUGAUGGAUUACAAUAGGUGACAUUAAUGAAAAUUACUUGGCUUUCAACCUACAAGACUCUUACUAUUUAAAUAUGGAGGAAUAUUAUGUGAAUAUACAUAUCAAGAACUUUUGGGGUUUUGAAAAAAAAAUGAAUUGUACAUAUAUACAAAUGAACUUAAAAAAAAACUUUGCAGUUGCUUAAAGCAAUUGUCCUGAAUGAUACUUUUUCAUUCACAUUCAACUAUUAAUUUUUUGAUGAUUUAAGUUACAUAAUGGAAUUAGGCAUGUGCAACACAAACAGAAAAGAACUCUGACUGAAAUUAAAAAAAAAAAUUAUAAAUCUGCACAAGGGACACACUAAUGGAAUGUCAGAUAAUUUUCACCAAUUUUUAUUUGGAACUGUUUUAUUGUGUAGUCCAUAUUUACAUAUUUGGAUAAGUACACAAAGCACCAAUGCUGUUAAGGCCUUAGUAAGGGGCUCAUGCUGAAAUCUGCCAGCCAAACAAAGAAGUUUUAAAGCCUGGCAGGUACAACAUUAUCACAUAAGUGCUGUCAGUAUAAAAGUUGUGGGAAUAAAGGAAACUGGAUAUUUUUAGCACGAUGUGCAUGAUAAUUUAUAUGCUUGGUGGCUGUGCUGCUGAUUAAGCCGUAAUUAAAAUUCUUCUCAUCCCAUUGGAGUUUUUAACGGAAGCUUCCUCCAUCAAUUGGCACAACCUAAAGAAGAUUUUUUUAAAGGGGCAAAAGUAAUUACAGUAAAAUAAUUCACAGUAGCUUCAGUAAGAGAAGGAAUUACAGUAAUUCUUAAAGGUAUUUGAUGGUAUUCUAGGUAUAUAGUGGUGAACACUCACUCAGUGAAUCCCAGAGGGAAAAAUAUCUUUCUGUGUUUUUAAUGUUCUAUUUUGUUUCCACCUAAAUAAUUUAUAGAACUAUAACCUUAAUGGAACCUCUUUGAUGAAGGAUUUAUAAUUUGUUGUGGUUUAGUUGCAAAAUAUUUAGUUCAUAUUGGUAAGAUAAAGUGUGUCCAAAGAUUUCAUUGCAAGGAUAUUUUGCAGUAUAAAGAUGCCCCAACAUUGCCACUCUGAUUACAGCUCUGUUACUGUUUUAACUCACGGUGCAUGUAACAAAGUUUAUUGCUAAUAUUUUAAUGUAAAGUUAUUUCCCUUUUGGCUAUACGUUAUCCUUGCCAUUCAAGUGAAUUCACUGGAUGAGAUCUAUAGAGUGCAAAUGUAGAUAGAGAGGGUCCAUAAGGAUGGAGAGAGCCAACAAAUGGAAAUUUUUAAACCUGAAUAUUACAUUUGUUUGUGUGGUUUUUAAAUGAAUGUUCUAAAAUCACAUGAAACUCUUCAUUCCCCUGUUGUUUUCCAGAAACGGUAUAUUACGGUCCUUUCAAAAUGUUUGUAUAUGUAAUCAGAUGUACAUUUAUAUAAAAAAAAUGAGAUGGACUUAAGAGCACAUCCCUGAUAAAUACUUUCUCUUACCUGUACUAUAUUUCUAUUAGACUAAAGUUAUGUGAUUUUUUUUUACAUUUUUUCAAAUUACUAGCAAUUUUGAUAGUUUGUAAGAUAAUGCAAAGAACUCUCUGACAAACUAACUGCAGUAACAGAAACAUUUCUUUUCAGUUACUCUUUUUCAAGAACGAAAGCUUAUUACACACACACACAAAAAUUGUAUACUACUUGAUGGAAAAUUACUUUGUACUUUUUGGCCAUAUUACUGGUCACUGAGUGAAAUAAAGAUAAUCUGGAUAACAAGUAUUAUUCCAAUGCUAAGAGAUCUGAUCUUUGCUCAUUAAAGAGCUAAAAUGUUUAUUGCUGUUUUGUCAUUUUUUAAUGAAGUAAUGGUAACUGUCUCAAAUAAAGAGUCAUUUCUUAAGACUAGUCUGGUUUUUGAAGACAUGGAUAUGCCUUCUACAGAUAACAUAACUGCAUAUUUAUAGGUCAGUCCUAUCUAAAACAGUUCCUCAUAAGAAUCAUGACAUUGUGAAUGUAUGAUGUCGCAGUAUUACAUUAAUUACCACUACCCACUAACUUGCCAUAAUUUUUCAGCCAGAAGUAAGAAUUAAAAUACAUACCUCAAAUUUAGAAAUGUCAAGGAACAGAUAAAUAUGCAGUAUUCCAUUAAAUGAAACUCACCUAGUUCACACUGUGUGGGUGAUUAAACUUUCAUAAAAUGAUUUUACUAGAAACUUACCCUUCAAAGUGUGUUUAAGAACAUCAAAUACAGACUUCAAAAGUGACACUGAAAACAAAAUAACAAAAACCACUGCAGUUUCAGUCAUUUUCUUUAGAUAAACUAAUAAAAAAAUACCCACUAACAAUUAAUAUAAUACAGCUUAUCAUCCUCGGUUUUAAAAGGAGCAUUUCUGGUAGAAGCAUAAAGAUUGAAGUCUUCAAAAUCCAGGAUGGUCUAUGUGCAAUUUCUGCCUGAUGUGGUUGUGCUUUUAGACUGUGACCUGCCAAUGUAAACCAAUAAAAAGAAUUGUCUGCCAUCUGAUAAUUAUUGUUUAAUAGGAAGAUUGUAUUUUGCUAUGUUAAUGAAACAAAACAAAACAAACAAAACCAUGAAUGGCCAUAAAACAAGAUAUACACAAAAUAUGAUUUCAUGUGCUUUUCUUAACUUUAUCAAAGUCAAAAUAAUUUUCUACUAUAAUUUAAUGGUGGCCAUAUCUACAGCUAUAUACAGUAUCUCUAUAUUCAGUAUCUGGUAAUUGUUUACUUUUAUUAGCUCAGAAAUAAAUGAUUGAGGUAAACCAAGCAUGACAAUACACUUUUUCUUUUCUGUCAGCCAAUAAUACCACAAAUGUGAAAGAUCAAGGCAGCAAUGCAAAUUUUAUAACAUUUUCCUGUUCAAAAAUUCACAUGAUGCAGAAACUGUGAAUACAAUUUUAGUUGCUACUUUAUAAUUACAGUUCAGCGGCUAGUUUUCUGAAAGUAAGAGAAUUUUCCACAUUUUAUCACAUGAAUGAAGGCCACAAACUGUUUUUUAAAGCUGAAAAUACUCACAAAUGUAAGAAACAUUUUGGAGUAUUUUUGAUGGUUAUGCUUUAUGGAAUUCACUUUUGUUGUUUUUAAAAGAUAUAUUUGUCUGGGUUUUUUUUGUUUUUUUACAAUAGAGAAUGAGAAACCAAAUGGAGUGCGCUAUUUUAUUUUGUGUAUUGUUCAUUGGAGCAGAUUUCCAAUGCAAUUAGGAUAUUAGUAUUUAGAAGUACAGCAAAAAUAUGAAAAGCCUGCAUUUACUGCUUUCCCAUUUUUGUAAAUAUGUUUGAAGACUUCUUAAGAAAAAAUAUUUGAUUAUUUUGAGGAAAAAACUAUAGAAUCAAUGUCUCUUUUCCCCAUUUGUUUUCUAUUAAAACUCUAGACAUAUGCUACUUUAUAUUUAGUCUUGGAUGCGUAGUUUAUACACAGAGAAGGCAGUGCUGACAUUGCAUAGGGAAAUAAAGCAAAUUGAAACACAUUUUGCUUAAUAGUAUCUCAGUAGGCCAUAUAUUGUAUACUGUAUCCAAUGAAGACUUACAGAGCAUGGAAUUAAGAUUGCUAAACAUACUCUUCUAUAAAACAGCAUAAGAGUUAGUGCUAUUGUUAUUAAAUGUAUUCAGAAAUGGAUUCUUACUGUAUAUUUUUGGUUAACUGAACCUCAAAUAAAUAUUGAUAUGCAAUAAAAACAGGGUGAAAAGAAGCCUAACAAAUAAACAUGUUACAGCUUUAAACACCACUGCAUAAAAAUUGCUGAGAUUUCUCUUGCGAGUUUCACUGAAAUAUUUUGAAGAGACAGAAUAGAACUGAAAUUGUUAGGAAGCUGUAAAACAUCAUGGUGGUUCUUUGAUGUUAGUAACUUGUUUUCUUCUAUGGUAUUAAUUCAAAGUAUUGGCAUUUCCCCUGUCCCUCACCCCUCCUUUUCUA
Messenger RNA from Gopherus evgoodei (Goodes thornscrub tortoise), 7586 nucleotides. It is a transcript of the gene NLGN1, whose product is annotated as neuroligin 1. Gene Ontology annotation, cellular component: synapse; postsynaptic specialization membrane; cell surface. The transcript has 9 exons. The record is from RefSeq and is a predicted model, not a curated record. Gene Ontology annotation, biological process: postsynaptic membrane assembly; neuron cell-cell adhesion; modulation of chemical synaptic transmission. Lineage: Eukaryota; Metazoa; Chordata; Testudines; Testudinidae. Gene Ontology annotation, molecular function: neurexin family protein binding; signaling receptor activity. Bases 1078 to 3675 code for a protein of 865 amino acids.